AUGUCCGAAUCACCUCCACCUCCCUCGUGGAGCAUCAGCAGCGUGGCCAACAGUGCCGCGCAGUUCAUGCGACUACCCGUGUUGGCCUCAUCUGGCCUGGCCGUGGUUGCAAGUGGACUCCUAUAUUUCAAGCAGAACGAACUAAUCUACCCCCGCAAUGUCCCUGUGGAUGCCCGUACGAAUGUCCCCAGCCCUCGCCAAUUUGGCGUCACCGACUUUGAGGAUCUCCAAAUCCCGACCCCGGACGGCGAAUCGUUGCAUGGGCUCUUUUUGCGCCAACGACCUGGCCGAUUCUCUAGUAAUGUGACGGUCCUAAUGUUCCAUGGUAAUGCGGGCAACAUCGGCCACCGCGUUCCCAUCGCCAAAGCUUUACAGGAGACACUUCGGUGCAAUGUCCUCCUGCUGGAAUAUCGCGGAUAUGGAAUGUCAACUGGCACCCCAGAUGAGACAGGUCUCAAGAUUGACGCUCAGACCGGCCUUGAUUACUUGCGACAGCGCACUGAAACGCGCGACACAGAACUUAUUGUCUACGGGCAGAGUCUGGGUGGUGCAGUGGCUAUCAAUCUGGUCGCGCAUAACGAAGAGCAAGGUGAUAUCAGUGGGCUGAUCCUGGAAAACACAUUCCUCAGCAUCCGCAAAUUGAUCCCCAAUGUGUUCCCCCCGGCGCGGUAUCUGGCGCGUCUCUGCCAUCAAUAUUGGACCAGUGAAGACGUUCUGCCUAAGAUUGAGAAAACCCCAAUUCUUUUCUUAAGUGGACUCAAAGACGAGCUUGUACCACCCUCGAACAUGGCACAAUUGUUUGCUGUUUGCAAGACCCAGACCAAGAUCUGGCGCACACUCCCGAACGGUGGCCAUAAUGACUCCGUUGCUGAACCGGGUUAUUUCGAGCACAUCCACUCCUUCGUCACAGAAGAAGUGCUGACCACCAAAAAAUAA
Messenger RNA from Penicillium olsonii, 936 nucleotides. Lineage: Eukaryota; Fungi; Ascomycota; Eurotiomycetes; Eurotiales; Aspergillaceae. The record is from the annotation of a GenBank genome assembly.